This is a messenger RNA of Drosophila elegans, 2168 nucleotides long. RefSeq names its product GATOR complex protein NPRL3 (gene Nprl3). Lineage: Eukaryota; Metazoa; Arthropoda; Insecta; Diptera; Drosophilidae. Gene Ontology annotation, cellular component: GATOR1 complex. Gene Ontology annotation, biological process: negative regulation of TORC1 signaling; TORC1 signaling; positive regulation of autophagy. The record is from RefSeq and is a predicted model, not a curated record. The coding region runs from base 149 to 1987 and encodes 612 amino acids. The transcript is spliced from 3 exons.
UUUUUAGCGAAAGUAGAAGAGGCCACACUGCUGCAAAAUCUUAAUUAAUAAUGAAAUAUUAUAUUUAAUUUGAUAGCACGGUAAUCUCUAUGCUGCAAGUUUAAGGGUUCAAAAAGAAAGGGCAUUCUUGAAGUCAGGACUUUUCGCCAUGGAGACGAAUGUGAAUCCCUUGGCCGUAAUCCUCGUUUACUUCGACAGCAAGGGAGAUCGUCUAUUGUACAGGUAUCCAUACCAAACACUUGGCCAAACGGAGGCCAGCGACGAGCAGCGAAAGUCAAGGAAGCGCAAUCCAUAUGCCGUGGCCCAUGUGGACGACCUGCUGCAGACGCCCACGCACUUGGGGGCUUCCAAGGGACAAGGCCAGUUGCAGGGAUUCGCCGACGAAGUGCUAUCCGCUCUGUUUGCCGUGAAACCACAGCUCUGCAAUCAGAAGUUCGAGCUCAAACUGAACGAUGUGCGGUUUGUGAGCCAUCCCACAUUGAUUCCCCACAAGGAGCAAAGGAGCGGGGCGAUGGCCAAGCAGCAGAUGCUGAUCAACAUUGUGUUUGCGCUUCACGCCCAGGCCAGCUAUUCGAUUGUAAAGUGCUACCACGAACUGAGCAAGCGUCUGGGGCUGGCCCUGAAGUUCGAGGAGCAGCGCAGUGGCUAUCUCACCGAGCAGACGGCCCACAUGGCCCGCACCCACGACGAGCAGCAGCAACAGCCGCUGGAACGCACGCUGGAGCUGAUUGCCGAACGCUGUAGCUUGGCGCAAGCCCUGCGCUCCAUCUUCCACGACCUGUGCACCACCGGCCUGCUGAGCACCUCGCUGAAUCACAACCUUACGCUCUGCUUUUGUCUGCCGGCCAAGGCGCACCAGUUGCACAAGAAGGGCAGCAUGGUGGAUCCGGAGACCAUAGAUCGGUGUCUCCGUGCCCUCAAGCCCUAUCACGGCAUGCUGCUGCUCGUGGACUUUGCCGAGUUGCUGGACUGCGUCCCGCCGACCGGGGCACGCAUGCUGUGGCAACUCGUGGACGCCUACGAUCCGCUGAUCAGUCUGCAGAGCAUGGCCUCCAAGGCGGACUUGAGCAUCGAGCAUGUGUACAAGCUGGUCUCGCAUUUGGUCUACUGGGCCAAGGCCACCAUUAUCUAUCCGCUGUGUGAAACGAACGUCUAUGUGAUAGCGCCAGAUGCACCACUGCACACAAAGUCCCACCUGGUGGAGAAGUUCUCCGCUCGCUUUGCGGGCAUGUCGCUGUUCGAGGUGAUCUCGGAUUUCUCGCUGCCCACGUCUAUUGGCCACUUGACCACACCCCUGCAGCAGCCGGCACGUCAGGGUAUCCUCGCACAGAUGGUCAUCUGGAUGCUGCAACACCAUCUGCUAAUGCAACUCCACACGUAUGUGCAGUUCAUGCCCAGCGAGGAUGAGUUCGGGGACUCUGCGUCCUGCAGUAAUCACCUGAGGGAUGCUGUCAGCGACGAGGAGGGAGAUCAGGAGCAGGAUGCGGAUGCGGAUGAACUGCAUGGGGGCUCCAUGCUGAGCAUGUCCAGUCAACCGUUGCCCGUGCCAGCGGUCUCUGUCGGUGGCCAUCGGCGCGACAACUCCGAGGAUCACUCGUCACUGGCCUCCGACAACAUCGCCGUGCAGCCGUCCUCCAGCCACAAGUCCAACUUCAGCAUCACCGCCUCGAUGAGCACAGACAACUGCGACAGCCUCGAUUCCAUGGAGGACGAACAGAAGUUGAAGGAGCUACUACAGGUGUUCAGCGACGCGGAUCGUGCCGCUAUCCGGCGCAUUCCCGCCUCCGCCAAUGUCGACGAUCUGUCGCUGCUGGUGAAGCUCUACCAGAUGGGCUACUUCAAGAGCGAGCACCACCUGGAGGAGAUCAUGUAUUUCGAGAACCUGCGCCGCUCGCAGCUGCUGCAAUUGCUGGACAAGUUCAGGGAUGUCCUCAUCAUCUACGAGACCGAGGAUCCGGCAAUCGCUUCCAUGUACAAUACCAAGUAGAUUGGAUUGUGUCCAAUUUUGUCAUUCCUAGUAAUAUGUAUAUUUGAACGUUUUUUUGUUAGCUAAUGAAUAUAUAAUCUAUCAAAUAGAUAUGUAUCUAGUUUAUAAAGUCUUGGUAACCAAACCAAAUUAUUUUUUGGUUGUUAUUUUUGUCAAAAAUAUAUUGUUGUUUAUUUCUAAA